UUUUUAUGCGUGACAAUUUUAGGUUGUUUUUUUAAAAAGCUUUUUUUAAGCGUGCGGAAGGAUACCAUCAUGAGAACUGUGGCCCAAAAGAUGUUAAGGACCUGCAACAAACUCUUCACAAGGAAAACCACAAAUGACGACGCAGCGGCUCACCCAUCCAACAUCGAAACGGCGGCCCAGAUGGAGAACAUCCAACACCUGCACAACAUGGAGGCCGCCAGGGAGUACGUGCACCACGUGGAGGCGGUGGCCGAGCGGGCCCAUCACGGCGGUGGCUGGCUGCUGUCGGGCAUCAUCUGCAUCAACAUCCUCAUCCUGGGCUGUGCUCUGGUCAGCAGCAGCGCCUUCAUCAGCGUGGCCAUCACGGCGGUGCACAAGCAGAUCUUCCUUAUCGUGCUGCUACUCAUGACCAUGCUCUGGAUGCUCUUCUACACAGUCUUCACCUUCCGCAAGAACAAAGCCAUCAUGACUCAGGACAGCCACGCCGGGCCUGUGUGGCUACGAGCUGGUCUUGUGCUGUUUGGCCUACUGAGUCUCCUCAUGGACAUCUUCAAGCUCGCCAACUACGUGGGCUACCUUCAUUGCGACUCUGCCGUCAAAGUUGCCUUUCCUCUUGUGCAAGCUGUCUUCUUGUUCACUCAGACUUACUUCCUGUGGGUUCAUGCCAAGGACUGCGUGCAGCUCCAUACAAAUGUCACACGGUGCGGCCUCACGCUCACUCUUUCCACAAACUUGGUGGUGUGGAUGGCGGCAGUUACCGAGGAGUCGCUUCAUCAGACGGACACUCCCUACAUGAACAGCACUGUCCCACACAAGAUGUACAGAGCCAAUUACGUCACCAAGUGCAACUGCAGUCACACUGCGUGCAGCACCUUCAAGGAGGCCUUCUACUACUUGUACCCCUUCAACAUAGAGUACAGCCUUUUUGCCUCGGCCAUGGCCUACGUCAUGUGGAAGAACGUGGGCCGCCUGGUGGAGGACCACGGCCAUCACAAUGCCAAGUUCCGGCCUAAGGAGGUAUGCCUGGGCCCCAUGGUGGGCCUCCUCCUGGUGGUGGUGGGUCUGGUGACGUUCAUCGUGUAUGAGGUAGAGAUCACUCAUGAGGACCUGGGAACGCGCUCGCACGCCCUCCUCAUCCAUUUUGCCAUGAACAUAGUCAUUGUGAGCCUCAUGUGCAUCUUCACCGUCGUUGGCUGCGUGGUCUACCGGCUUGACCACCGGGAGAAUGUCUCUGAGAAGAACCCCACCCGCAGCCUGGACGUGCAGCUCCUCGUGGGGGCAUCCAUGGGGCAGUUCAUCAUCAGCUACUUCACCAUUGUGGCGGUGGUGGCCAAGGGGGCCCGAGGCUACCUGAACGCUCUCAACCUAGCGUGGGGGGUCCUGAUGGUGGUACAGCUGGGGCUGCAGAACUACUUCAUAAUUGAGGGGCUGCAUCGGGAGCCCUUCCAUAUGAUGCAGGAGGCGGCCCUGCACACCAAUGCGUGUGCCUUCCAACAACACUCUGAGAUGAGUGUCGUCAUGGAGAUUCACAAGUCCAGCUGCUUGUUGACCUCAGCCACGCCACCCAACUGGAAGAGGAGAGUGCUGAAGGAAGUGUGCGCCUUUCUGCUGCUAGCCAACAUCAUCCUGUGGAUCAUGCCUGCCUUUGGCGCUCGCCCUCAGUUUGACCACACCGUGGAGAUCAAGUUCUACAAGUUCACCAUGUGGGCUGCAAUUGUCAAUAUAGGACUGCCUUUUGGAAUCUUCUACCGCAUGCACGCAGUCGCCAGCCUUUUUGAGGUCUAUCUAAUCACAUAGUAUUGGCCUCUUUCCAUGUCUGAUAGCUUCUUUUUAAAGUCUAUGAAA
This is a messenger RNA of Dunckerocampus dactyliophorus (ringed pipefish), 1845 nucleotides long. RefSeq names its product proton channel OTOP2-like. Gene Ontology annotation, biological process: proton transmembrane transport. NCBI's taxonomy places the organism in Eukaryota, Metazoa, Chordata, Actinopteri, Syngnathiformes, Syngnathidae. The transcript has 7 exons. The record is from RefSeq and is a predicted model, not a curated record. Gene Ontology annotation, cellular component: membrane. Gene Ontology annotation, molecular function: proton channel activity. Bases 70 to 1797 code for a protein of 575 amino acids.